Elgaria multicarinata webbii is the source of this 3765-nucleotide messenger RNA. RefSeq names its product homeobox D3 (gene HOXD3). Lineage: Eukaryota; Metazoa; Chordata; Lepidosauria; Squamata; Anguidae. The record is from RefSeq and is a predicted model, not a curated record. Gene Ontology annotation, molecular function: DNA-binding transcription factor activity, RNA polymerase II-specific; RNA polymerase II cis-regulatory region sequence-specific DNA binding. The transcript has 5 exons. Gene Ontology annotation, biological process: anterior/posterior pattern specification; regulation of transcription by RNA polymerase II; embryonic skeletal system morphogenesis. Gene Ontology annotation, cellular component: nucleus. The coding region runs from base 362 to 1654 and encodes 430 amino acids.
GGCAGCUUGUUUAUCUAUCUAGCCAGCUCCAGUUCCUCCAAGCCCUACCUGCCCCGUCGCCUUUUGCUUUUCUUAUUGCCACGGGGCUCGGAUUGCCACCGAAGGCGACUCGCAAUGGAUUACCGGGAUGCGCCUGGCCGCCUCACCCUUCCACCGAGGCAACGAACGGGUUCGGGACAAUGGAAGGGCAUCUACAGUACAACUCAUCGUUUUAUUCAAAGGAAUCUGAAGAUCCUACCAAAAGUAUUACAGAUAAAAUUCAAGAAAAAACGUGGUUCCGCGGGCGGCGGCAGCAGGAGCGACUGGCCGGAGCCCAAGACGUGAGGAAACCAAGGCCGCGCGCGGGAGGCGGCGGCGGUCAAUGUUAUUUGAGCGGGCUCCCGAGGCCUUGGCAACCGCAGAGCCCACGAUGCAGAAAACCGCCUACUACGACAACGCGGCGCUCUUCGGGGGCUACGGCGGCUACGGCAAAGCGGACGCCUACGCCUACACCACCGGCCCGCCACAGCCUUACGCCCAGCCGGCUCUGGACACCGACUACCCGGGCUCGGCUUGCUCCCUCCAGGGCGCCGCCCCCAUCCGAGCGCCGCCGGCCCACAAGAGCGCCGACCUCAGCGGCAGUUGCAUGCGCACCGGCGGAGGCAGCCAGGCCGUCCCUCCGCCGUCCCAGGGCCUGGCCGAGCAGCCGCCGCCGCCGCCGCCGCCGCCGCAGCCCCAGGCGCCGCCACCUGCGCUGCCCUCCCCCUCCCCGCCCAAUAAUCCCGCCCACGCGGUUCCCGCCAAGAAGGGCAAAGGCGGGCCCAACUCGUCGAGCGGCUCCACGGCCACCAUAAGCAAGCAGAUCUUCCCCUGGAUGAAGGAGUCCCGCCAGAACUCCAAGCAGAAAAGCAACUGCGCCCCCGCAGGAGAAAACUGCGAAGAUAAAAGCCCCCCAGGCCCUGCUUCCAAACGGGUCCGCACCGCCUAUACCAGCGCACAGCUGGUGGAGUUGGAGAAGGAGUUUCAUUUCAACCGCUAUCUCUGUCGCCCACGCCGCGUCGAAAUGGCCAAUCUGCUGAACCUGACAGAGCGUCAGAUCAAGAUCUGGUUUCAAAACCGGAGGAUGAAGUACAAAAAAGACCAGAAAGCCAAAGGGAUUAUGCACUCCCCGGUGGGACAGUCCCCUGACCGAAGCCCACCUUUAAGCGGUCCAAACCACGUAGGAUACUCCAGCCAACUCCCCACCGUCAGUAGCUUGAGCUACGAUGCUCCUUCGCCAACAUCCUUUGCCAAAUCGCAGCAAAACAUGUACGGGCUGGCGGCUUACACAGCCCCUCUCAGCAGCUGCUUGCCCCAGCAGAAAAGGUACCCGGGAGCCGAGUAUGACCAUCACGCCAUGCAAAGCAAUGGUGGCUUUGCCAACCCCAAUUUGCAGGGCAGCCCCGUGUAUGUUGGAGGGAACUUUGUUGAUUCCAUGCCAGCUUCUGGCCCGAUGUUCAACAUCAGCCAUCUUUCUCAUCCUUCAUCCGCCAGCGUGGACUACAGCUGUGCUGCUCAGAUCCCGGGCAACCAUCACCAUGGACCUUGUGACCCCCAUCCCACAUACACAGAUCUUACUUCUCAUCACACAUCUCAGGGAAGGAUUCAGGAAGCCCCCAAACUAACGCAUCUGUAGUAGACUGGAAUGGAUUCAGAAAGAGAGACAGAGAAAGAGAGAGAGAUUUAAUGUACUCGCGUUUAAAUUACCUCACUUUUUUCCUGAUGUUACAGUAUAAUUACUUUGUGUACUUUGCGUAUUAGUGGAUUUCUGUGUCCCCAGUAGCAGCUACAUUAUCUUGUUUAUUUUUCUAGUGACUCUUAAGUCCAUGAAAAUGACUUUUUUGUUUUGUUCUUCUGAUUUUUGUUUUAACAGUUUAAAAGCAUGACAGUGCAAUAUCUUCAUUUUUUAAAAAAAUAAUAAUAAUCCUACAAGGGAAUAAUAAUUGGUAAUGAUGUACUGGAAGGUAAGUUGUAGAAAUCCAUUAGUAUUAGCAGCAAGGAAGUCCUGAUGCGUUUACAACUAUUGGGACCAAAAUGGGGACUUGUUUCGGAGAAGUUAAUUUAUAGGAGCCUUCAGCAAUGUAAAAUAUUGCUUUGGACUUAAAUAAGGUGUAUUUAUUAUUUUAAGAGAAACUUUUUUUUGUAUCAUUGAUUAUUUAAUCCUGGUCUUCAAUGUAUUUAUGUGGAUAUUUGUAGAGUUUCUUCACGCCCCUACCCCUAACCUCGGAAGAUUGAUUCAGGUCUUUGGUGACUAUACAUUUUCACCUAUUUAGUAUAUUUGGUCUGAAAUAGAAAAAGUAGUUUUGAACAGUUGUAACAGUGGCUGGUGUUUGUAGUUUAUGUAAGGAUUAAGCAAACUGUAAGUCAAGUCAUAGAUUAAUACAAAACUGAAGCAUUACCACAAAGAGCCGUUACAUUUUUUAAAAUAUAUAUAUAUAAAAUAUAACAUAUUAAUUUAUUUGAGAUUGUUUGGUAUUAUUUUACUUAGAAUUAAAAACAACCCUCCUUAGGUUGGAAGUGUAUCUCAUUUACUGUUAGCAUUUCCUCUGUUGUGGCACUGGGCUAUUUCAGUUUUUUGGUGAACUUCUACAUGCAUAAAACCUCUGAGAAACUGGCAAUUUGAAUCCCAUUCAUGUCUACUCAGAAGUAAGCUUCGCUGAACUGAAUGGGAUUUACACCCUGUUAAGUUUGUCUAGGAUUGCAGCCUUACUAGGCAUUACACAAGCAGUUUUGUCUGGCUGUUGUUUAGUAAGACUAAAAUAAGCAAAAAUUGCUAUCUGAAGAUUAGGAACAAUAUAAUUGAUGUAAUUAGGAUUUCUAUAGCAAUUCAGGCUAAAAAAAACCCUGUCCGUUAAAGUUAUUGUUCUUGUUAUCAUUGUUGCUGUUAUUAUUAUUAUUAUUAUUAUUAUUAUUAUUAUUUAUAUUAUAUUUAUGCUAACCAUAAAUCAAUUUUAUACACGUCACUGGAAACAUGAACUUACUUUUGCUGAAUAAGGAGGGGGAAAGAAGAAGAAAAACUUUGAAUGAAAUAUUGACAAUCAAGUAUAUACAAAGGAAAGACUGUGUUAGGGUGUAGGAGAAGAAAUCCUUCUGAAAUGCUCAGAAUGGAUUUUGAGGUAGGAAAUUACUAGAUCUAUCAAUAUUUAAUAUAGUCUUCUGUAGCAGACAUUGGUACAAUCCUUGUGUAAACAAAUGUUUCUGCCCGGAGCCUAAAAGGGACAAGAAACACAAACAUCCUUUUUCAACCCCCCCUGCCCACUCUUCCUCUUUAUUUAUAUGUUGCAUUUAAUCUCUUACCAGAUUUAUAAAGCUAUUCUCAACGUAGAAGUGGCAUUAGGUACAUGUUAGAAGCGAUACAUGCCCAUUAAUUCAGCAGGAAGUGUUCCUUAUCGCUUUAAAAAGCGCUCAGUUAAGAUUCAGAUCUUUUGAAUUCCCACAACAGAACUGUAGCGAAACCUCACUUUUCAGUUUGACUAAUAAUGCAACUCCAUCUCUCCAUGUCCUAAUGGCAACUCCUGCAAUUCUUUUUGUGUGAGAGGUUUUUACUCCUACAUUUGUGUCUGGCUGGAGUACCGUUUGGGGGCUUGUUUGUUUUAAAAAAUGCCAUGUUAAUAAUGAGAGAAGACGGGAAACGUAUCCUUUUGUUAAAUCUCACUUUUACCCGAGUGUUGUAGAUCUGUAAAACAAAACAGAAUAAACAGCUUCAAACGAAGAAAUAUUUUAACCACAUCUGGAUCUCAAGUGGCU